UGUAGUAAUGAUAUAUCGGUUGCAGUUAAAUGGAUUUAUUAACAUUAAAAAGUCAUUAAAGUUUAUCACGUGACUUCACCAAGAUUGAUCUGUGGACGAAUGACCUUUACUGCGUUAGUUCAAUUAAAUGUGAAGAUUGCAGUUAUCACAAGGUUAACAUGGGUUUAUCAGUUUAUACCGGUGUUUAUGUUAUGAUAAAGUACUGUCUACUGUAUAAAUGUACAUGUUGAUAUAUUGUAAAAUUCAACAUGUAUUCCGAUUAUCACGAAAUUGCAACUACUCUGGUGUGACGUGGGUUUUAUUGCUCGGAUAUUAAUUGUUAUAUAUUAAUUUUUAUCAAAAUAUGUGAUAUUUCUUAAAUACAAAAUGUGAAGGUGCAAAAGUAUUUUAGAUCGUAACAAUAAGUUUAGAUGUACAUAUAAUAUAGAUCGACACUGCAGGAGAGUCGUUUUUCAUUUGUGAUACAAGAAUUCAAAAUCAACUUGAAAAUAUGGUGGCUACUGCUAAACUAGCUUCAACUUUCAUUUUGUUUGGACUUUCUGUACUAAGUGGAGUUAUUUCCUGCAUUACGGUAAAAUGCUUGGUGCUGAAACUUGGAACUUCAACAAAAUUCACUGGUGCAAUCAGUCUUCUGAAUUGCUUUUCCGGUGGCGUUUUCUUCGCUACUUCCGUUUUAAGUUUACUUCCGGAAGCGCGCGAAAGCAUGGAACAUGCAUUGGAGGGUUUUGAGUAUAGUUCAGAGUAUCCUUUCACCGAACUGGCAAUGUGUAUUGGAUUUUUCAUGAUUCUAAUGCUUGAGCAUAUUGCUCACAAGUGUUGCUCUUCUAAUACGACAACUCGCCCAAUUCGUCCAGAAAAUGACCCCAGAUCAAAAGAACGAAAUUCCAUGUCAGAAUCAGCCCGUGCAGAUAUGACAGUAGGUUACAGGAGAGUGAGCGGGAAAAGAUACAAUGGACUAAAUACAAAAGACCCUAUACAAGUAGCAAGUGAUUUAGAAGAUUCUUCGUACCAUGACGACAUGACGUAUCAAACGUAUGGCGCGGUGGACGAAUCGGUCGACAGCCCGUCAAAUAGACCUUAUUCAGAAGUUAGAAAUGAUUCUGCAAAUUCUAAAAUGAGAGAAGUUGUAUUCCAAGACAGUGAUAGAAUUCUAAUAAGAAAUGCAAAAGUUCCAAAAGAAGUUAAAAUCAAAUCAACAAAUGAAGCUCUUACAGAAGUUAGAGAUUCCGCAGACGAUAAUCGUGAUCCUACAAGGUCAAGGUUACGAGGUCUUGUGCUAUUAAUAGCAUUAUCUUUACACAUGAUUUUUGACGGUCUCGCGCUUGGGCUUCUAAAAGAUGAUUCUAAAGUUUACGAGCUUCUAGCAGCCCUGUGUUUACACAAAGUUCUUGUAUUCUUCACAAUCGGGGUUCAAACUUUAGAGCUACUUGCCUCCGUCAAGAAAACCAUUUGUGUCAUUGUAGUUUUCGCUUUAAUGAGUCCAUGUGGUGUUAUUAUAGGUGAAAGUAUUAAUCUUUCUGGCGAAUCAGAAGCAAAAGAUUUAUCGUCUGCCAUAUUGCAGGGCUUUGCAACCGGUACUUUUCUUUUUGUCACGUUCUUCGAGAUUUUACAACGUGAGUUGGGAUCCGGUGACCAUGACAUUUUUAAAGUAUUCACGACUAUUUUCGGAUUUGCGCUUAUUGCUUGUACACGGUUGCUUGAACACGAAGAAUAAUACAAAUUAACUUGUAGAAAGUUUAAAUGAACCAGUCAGCUUAUUUCGUUUUAGUCAAUAAAUACAUCAAUAUGAUAAUGUCUCAUUAAUAUAUGUAAAAUUUGCAUGUUCAUUAGUGUGCAUAAUGCCUUAUAUAGUUACUUUAAAAUUGUGAAAAAGGAAGCGCGAUAUUAACAUUUUUAUAUAGUACAAUUUACUACUCAGUUUUUUCCUUAAUUUGAUGAAAACAAAACUGUCCAAUUGCGAUAUUUCAACAAAACAUUUUGUUCGUCUAUAGUAACUUGGAAUGUUUUAGGAUAAGAGUUGACUUUCCGGAUUUCCAAACGAAGCUUUGAACGUUUGUUGAAAUAUAUUGUUGUGUAACACUGAUCAAAGAAAUCUCCAAAUGUGAGAAUGGCAUAUCUUCCAGUUGUAAAGCUGGGAUUUUUGGAUUUUUUCUAAUUCUGAUGGGGCCUUCAUUUUCAGUUACAGCGGGUUGAGGGUAACAGAACAUACGUGACUAUUUUUGUAUUUAGUGCACGUGUUUAUAGUGUAACAUGAAGACAUUAUUUUUAUAAAAUAUAUUUUGUUAAAACAGUUACAAUGUAACUACAUGUUUACAUAUUUUUUUUAAUAUAUAUUCAUCAUACAUUUUGCAAUUCUUCUUGUAUAAUGUGUAAAAUACAUGUAAUAAAAUUGAAAAAAAUGCUUUAUGUCGCGGUUAAACCACAAUAUUAUGUCGUAUAAACUAACAUUCAUUAA
This is a messenger RNA of Ruditapes philippinarum (Manila clam), 2455 nucleotides long. RefSeq names its product zinc transporter ZIP1-like. NCBI's taxonomy places the organism in Eukaryota, Metazoa, Mollusca, Bivalvia, Venerida, Veneridae. Bases 491 to 1714 code for a protein of 407 amino acids. Gene Ontology annotation, molecular function: zinc ion transmembrane transporter activity. The record is from RefSeq and is a predicted model, not a curated record. Gene Ontology annotation, cellular component: plasma membrane. Gene Ontology annotation, biological process: zinc ion transmembrane transport. The transcript has a single exon.